Messenger RNA from Lolium rigidum, 3262 nucleotides. RefSeq names its product probable LRR receptor-like serine/threonine-protein kinase At3g47570. Bases 1 to 3162 code for a protein of 1053 amino acids. The record is from RefSeq and is a predicted model, not a curated record. Gene Ontology annotation, biological process: protein phosphorylation. NCBI's taxonomy places the organism in Eukaryota, Viridiplantae, Streptophyta, Magnoliopsida, Poales, Poaceae. The transcript has 2 exons. Gene Ontology annotation, molecular function: protein kinase activity; protein binding; ATP binding.
AUGCCCAUGCGACUUGUCGUAGGCCGGCGGUGCCGCCACCUCGUACUAGCUCUCUUCCUCCUCAUGCUGCAGCGGACCAGGACCAGUACUUGCUCCGCCUCCGGCAGCGGCAACGAGACGGACCGCGCCGCUCUGCUGGCGUUCAAGCAAGCCGUCUCCGGAGGCUGCCACGCCGACCCGCUGAGCUCCUGGAACGACUCCCUGCCGUUCUGCAACUGGCGUGGCGUCUCGUGUCAGGCCGGCAGAGCGACCGCGCUCCUGCUCCCGUCGGUGGGCCUCGCCGGAGCUAUUCUUCCAUCCAUCGGAAACCUCACCUUCCUCUCCUCCCUUCAGCUGCCGGACAACGCGCUCACGGGGGCGAUACCGCCGUCGAUCGGCGGGAUGCAGCGUCUCCGCCUGCUCGACCUCUCCGGCAACCAGCUCGGCGGGGUCAUCCCGCACGAGGCGGCGCUGCUCACCAACAUGACGCACCUCGACCUGUCCCGCAACCUGCUCGUCGGCCCAAUCCCGCCGGAGCUCGGCACUCUCGGCGGCGCUCUCGUAAAUCUCAGCCUCUCCAAGAACCACCUCACGGGGAGCAUACCGCCGUCCCUCGCCACGCUGUCGUCGUUGGAGUCUAUCAACCUCAGCAACAACAACCUCACCGGGAGCAUACCGCCGUUGUUCGCCAACCUCACGGCCCUCCUCGCAUUCGGGGUCAAGUACAACAGCCUUCGUGGGAGACUUCCGGAGGAGAUAGGCCAGUCCAGGAGCCUGCAGUACAUGGUGGCGUCCGCUAACGAUCUCCACGGCGAUCUCCCGGCGUCCAUCUACAACGUCACGUCCAUCAGGAUGAUCGAGCUAUCUUACAACUCGAUAUCGGGGAUCCUCCGCAGGGACAUCGGGGACCUGCUCCCGGAGCUCUACUUCCUCAGCAUGUUCAGCAACGACCUUGUCGGGGAGAUACCGGCGAGCCUGGCGAACGCAUCGGCGAUGCAGACCAUCAACCUCGGCGAGAACAACCUCGUCGGCGUGGUGCCCGCGGACCUUGGCGCGCUCAGGGAGCUGGCCCAUCUGGGCCUGAGCGUCAACAUGCUGCAAGCUGCCACACCUAGCGAGUGGCAGUUCGUGGACGCCCUCACAAAUUGCAGCAAGUUGCAGGUUCUGCACAUGUACCACAACGAUCUCUCCGGCGAGCUGCCGGCGUCCGUCGCCAACCUCUCCACGGAGCUCCUCUGGUUGGACUUCGCCUAUAACCGGAUAUCGGGGACCAUCCCCUCUGGAAUCGGCAGCGUAGCUGGGCUGACGACGCUGCGGCUACAGGCGAACAACUUCAUCGGGGUAAUCCCUGAGUCCAUCGGUCUGUUGACUGACAUGUUCGAGAUGCUCCUGUAUGAGAAUCGGCUGACCGGCAUGAUACCGUCGUCGCUCGGAAACCUCACCAAGAUGACUCACCUCGAGCUGAGCCAAAACGAGCUCGUGGGCGAGUUGCCGCCGAGCCUUGCAAGCUGCGGAAGCCUGGCCUAUCUUAGCGUCGGCGGGAACCGGCUCACUGGCACCAUUCCGGCGCAGGUCUUCACCAUCUCGGCCAUGUCCAACUUCCUCAACUUGUCCAACAAUUUCUUGUCCGGUGAGUUGCCAAUGGAGGCUGGCCAUCUCCGUAACCUCCCAAUCUUGGAUCUCUCCAAUAACAGGCUGACCGGUGCGAUCCCGGCGACGAUCGGCCAGUGCCAGAUGCUUCAGGGGUUGUAUCUCGGCGGCAACCUGCUUAGCGGCGGCGUCCCGCCGUCGUUGUUCGGGGACCUCAAGGGCUUGGAGGAGCUGGACAUGUCACGCAACAACCUUUCCGGCGAGUUCCCGCGCGUAUUGCAAGACAUGAGGUACCUGCGCCUCCUGAACCUGUCCUUCAAUCGCCUCGCCGGAGAGGUGCCGGUCAAGGGAGUCUUCGCCAACGCCACAGCCGUUGAUCUCACCGGGAAUGGUGAUCUCUGUGGUGGCAUCGGGGAAUUGCACCUGCCGCGUUGUGCAGGCGAAGCUGCGGCGACGGACCGAUCGCUGGCUGUGAAACUAGCCGUUCCCAUCGCGUGCAUAGCCUUCGCGGCCGUUGUCGUCUGCGUCUCCCUCGUGGCCUGGCGUAGAAAAAAGGCUUCGGCGAAAGUGUCAACUCCAAUGGAGGAACCGCACCCGAAGGUCUCAUACGCCGACCUCUCAACCGCGACCAACGGGUUCUCUCCCGGCAACUUGAUCGGCGAAGGCUCACACGGAUCUGUGUACCGAGGCACCAUGUUCCACGACGGCGCCGAGUGCACCGUCGCCGUGAAGGUGCUCAGCCUCCGGCAGCGAGGCGCCCCCGCAACCUUUGCCGCCGAGUGCGAGGCCCUGCGGCACGCGCGGCACCGCAACCUCGCGAGGAUCUUGACGGUGUGCGCGAGCGUGGACCGCCAAGGGGAGGAUUUCAGGGCGCUGGUGUACGAGUACAUGCCGAACGGGAGCCUGGAAAGGUGGCUGCACCCGGAGCCCGGAGAGGACGGCGGCGGCGGCAGCACGCUCACCCUUCUGCAGCGGCUCAACGCCGCUGUCGACGUGGCGUCGGCGCUCGAUUACCUUCACAACGACUGCGAGGUGCCAAUCGCGCACUGCGAUCUCAAGCCGAGCAACGUCCUUCUUGACGGCGACAUGGUUGCACGCGUCGGCGACUUCGGCCUCGCGAGGUUCCUGGAUAGCGCCGAGCCCCGUGGCCAGUCCAGCUCCGCCAUCCUCAAAGGUUCUAUCGGCUACAUUGCACCAGAGUAUGGGAUGGGCGGGAAAGCAUGUGCCAGCGGCGACGUGUAUAGCUACGGGGUCCUCCUGCUAGAGAUGUUCACCGGGAGGAGGCCUACCCACGCGAUGUUCCGGGAAGGGCUGACCCUCGCACGGUUGGUGGAGGCGGCCGACUCCGGCGGACCCGGCAUCUUGUCGGUCGUUGACCCUAGGCUACUCGACGAUGUUGCUGGGGAGACCAUCGGCGACUCUCGUAGACAUGGACGGUCAUGGGAUCAGAGGGCGGCGGUGGAGCGGUGCCUCACUUCAGUUAUGAGGAUUGGUGCAUCUUGCGCAAGCGAGGCGCCAGUGAAGAGGCCCGGUGUGAAAGAAGUGGCCAAUGAGAUUACCAAACUUAGGAUAUCUCUUCCAUUGUCAGGCUGAAGCUUUGUCCAACAACCGGAAGGGGUUCCAUCCACCAUAGCUUGAUUCCUUGUACUUGCAGAUUUAGGCGUUGCAUCAUUUUUCUCAACUAGGUAGGAAG